AUGAAAACGUAUGGACAGUGUUCUCUAAAUGAGGAAAUCUUUUUAACCCAUAUUUUAUAAGCGUUAAGCAAAGACUGAACGUAUGAUUGUAACGUAAAUUGAUUGUACCGAAAUUUAAAGUUUUUGCAAGUUACAUUUGGUUGAAAAUUUAGUAUUACACAAAGUUAAUAUGGCAACAUCUGAAAGCGAUGAUUUUGAAAGUGCUGAUGAAGAGAUGAAUAUUGAUGUGCCAAUAAAAAGAAGUAUUCAAACACAGCAGUGGAAAUCACCAACUACGAUAGAUUCAGAAUCUGAUGAUGAUACAGAAUAUGUACCACGACAACCAUAUACAAAUAUAAUUUACGGUAGAAAAAAAGAAAAUUAUUACCCGACGAUAUAUACGACAAGUGACGAAAAAAGGCCUGAUAAACGUAUCAGUAUUAAUGAUACAUGUAAUUAUAAGCAGACUGAGCAACCAAUUAUCAAUGUUGACAAAAUUUGUGAGAAAGAUAAUGGAAAUGUUACAACUCUCAAUGCACAAGAAGUGGAGUGUGAUCAGAAAAACAGUGAUACUAUAAAUUUGAAAGUCAAGAAUAAUAAUGAAGAAACAAAGUUAGAUAAAAAUGAGGUAGAAAUGUCUGAGAAAGAUGUUAAUAUGAAGCUACAUUCUAAAACACUAUCUGAAUCUAAUGAGACAGGAAAGAAUGAUAAAGGACAGAAGUUAGAUGCAAAGAAGUUAGGAAUUAAGGUUAUGCCAACUAGCGGUCUUACAGCUGAUAUAGAUAACAUAGAUACACAUAUUAAUGAAGAGAAUAUAUCGAUGAAAGAAGAAAAUUUUAUGUUCAAUAUACCUUCUAUAAAAGAUGAGAUAACAGAGUCAGAAAUGCCCGAAGAAAUGAAAUCUGAUAAAACAUUCAAAGAAAUAUUUAAACCUGAAGGUUGGGAAGGAUUGGAAGAUGCAAUUCAAUUAUCAGAGGAACUAACCGAGGAGAAAUUGCAGCCAGUAUUAAAAAGAUUGUCAUUAGCUGGUGAUGAAACAGAUAAUUCUUCCUCGAGUUGGGGUUGGGCAAAUUGGGGUAUGAGUACGUUAAUUAAUACAGCUACUGCUGGAGUUUCUACAUUAACUAAUCAUGUAUCACAAGGACUCACGCUUUUAGAAGAAUCUAUGGCUAUAUCUGAUGAAACAAAAUGUAUUACAAAUGAAGAAGAAAAUCAUACAGUUACUGAUGAUAAAAAUGAGGAAUCCAAGGAACAAACUUCUUUUGGAUUUGGAAAUCUUAUAUCAAGUGUAUCGUCAAUAACAAAACUAGUUGAAUCAACUGGAAGUAAAGUUAUGACUGGUGGAUUAGAUACACUAGAAGCUAUUGGUAAAAAAACAAUGGAAGUUUUGCAAGAUGGUGAUCCAGGGUUAAAGAAAAAAAGAGCUUUCUUUAUAAAUGAAACAGGCAAACCAAAUUUAUCUCAGAUUCUUCGAGAAGCUAAACAAAAAGCAGAAACUAUAGAAAGAACAAUCGAAGAGAAACAAAAACUAAGGAAAGUACACUUCGAAAGUCUUUUUGACGAUUAUCAAGGACUUGUUCAUAUAGAAGCAUUAGAAAUGUUAUCAAAACAAAGUAGUAUUAAAAUACAACAAUAUUUGAUUGGAUUAGAUACAAAUGAAUUAAAUUCUGUACAAAAGAUGUUGGAAGAAGUUGAAGAAUUAUGUGAAUUGAAUGAAGAUGAUGAAAAUGAUGAUGAAACAUCUGAGAAAGAUUUGAAAUGUAAAUUGCAACAAGCUUGCAAUGAUCUUGGAGUUAUUAUUACAUAUGAAAAAUUACAUACUAUUUGUGAAGAGUCUAAUAGCUAUAUUACUUCAUCAACGACACACAAUGAUCAAGAAAUAUUUGAGCAUGCUAUUUCUGUAUUGGCAGAAUUUACAGCAUUUUCUAUGGAAAGAUUUCAUAAAACUGCAGAAUUACUUCUAAUUAAAGAACAUCGAAGCACUGUUAAUGAAGCUGAUUCAUUAGUUCAGUUAACAAAUAUUCUGUCUAAUCAAGUUGGAGUAUUAUCUAAUACUUACUGUAGUGUUUUGAAUAAACUUGUUGAAACUUCAGAUAGAUGUGAUACUAUUAAUGCUAAUAUAACAACAAUUUUUAUGGAGGCUUCAAGUGCAAGUUCUUACAUUCAAGAUGCCUUUACAUUGUUGAUUCCCAUCAUACAAGUUGGUGCUAUUUAA
Molecule: messenger RNA, 2194 nt
Organism: Eufriesea mexicana
Lineage: Eukaryota; Metazoa; Arthropoda; Insecta; Hymenoptera; Apidae
Product: protein FAM114A2
Exons: 4
Coding region: 170-2194 (674 amino acids)
Source: RefSeq, a predicted model, not a curated record